GAAUCGUUGAGUGAGUGGAUAGGGAGCUUUCAAGUUCCACAGCUAUAUAAUUGGUAUUAUCAUAACCCACAAAACACACAUAAUUCUAUGCCUUUCUUCUCAAUCCUCAUUUGUUGAGAGAGAAACAGAAAAGAAAGAAAUAGCAGAUCCCCAAAACAGAAGGGCGGUUAAUCUGUGAACCAACCUUCUUCAGACUUCACUCACUUAUUAAAAAAAAUCAAUUUUAAAAUAAAAAAAGUAUAUAAAAACAUUCUGGUACAUAUAAAACAUCACCGAUCAGUCAGUGAGUCCAUCAAUCCUUUCAAAUAUCAAAUCAAAAAGAUAUCAUAUCAAGAGAAAAAUCACAUCCUGGUUUUAGAGAGAUUAAAAAAAAAAUGUCAUCUUCAUCAUCAUCAACAACAGGAAGUGCAGGUGGAGGUAAUGGUGGAAGUUUGGAUACUUCCCAAAUCACUCAAAUUCACUCUCCAUCACCUGACCAUCUUCUUUCUCCUUCUGAUCAGCUUUGUUAUGUUCAAUGCAGCUUUUGUGAUACUGUGCUUGCAGUGAGUGUGCCAAGUAGCAGCUUGUUCAAGACUGUGACUGUGAGAUGUGGACAUUGCACUAAUUUGUUAUCAGUGAAGGCACUUCUUUUACCAACUGCUACUCCUCCGCCGCCUUAUCAACCACCACCACCGACACUCACAGUCACCCCCAAUCAACUUCUUCAUCAUCAUCAUCAUCAUCUCUCUCCUCCUUUCUUCACCUCUCCUCACAAUCUUCUGGAAGAGAUACAGAGCUCACCACCAAACAUAGUGAUAAACAGUCAUCAUCAACCUAUGUUCAAUGAAACCAUGAAUAAUAUGAUGCCAGUUCGAGGAGUUGAUCACCAUCACCACCUUCAUCUUCAAGAGAUCCCUAAACCUCCCCCUGUUAAUAGACCCCAAGAGAAGAGACAGAGAGUACCAUCUGCCUAUAACAGAUUUAUCAAGGAUGAAAUUCAGCGAAUCAAAGCUGGAAAUCCUGAUAUUAGUCAUAGAGAGGCCUUCAGUGCAGCUGCCAAGAAUUGGGCCCACUUUCCACACAUUCAUUUCGGACUUAUGCCUGACCAUCAACCCGUGAAGAAGGCUAACGUGCGCCAGCAGCAGGAAGGAGAUGAACAUGAUGUUCUGAUUAAAGAUGGGUUCCUAGCACCUCAAGCCAAUGUGAAUGUUGGUGUAGGUCCUUACUAAGAUCUAGCACAACUAAAUUGUAGUCAUAAGAACAUUGUCAUUAAAGGAAGCCAGCAUCAGUUAUGUCAACAAGUACUCACUCUAGUACUAGUACUUCACCUAUUACUAUUACUAUGUGUUUAAAUUUCUGUAGCCUUUUCUUUUUUUUUUUUUAAUUUUUUUAUCACUAUUUCACUAGCUUAUUUUUACAUGGCUCCUCUCUCUUUUUAUUUAAUUACUUACCUCUAGGGUUAAUUUUAAGAGGGAUGAACCAGGUAAAUUAAACUGAGC
This is a messenger RNA of Amaranthus tricolor (Joseph's coat), 1478 nucleotides long. RefSeq names its product axial regulator YABBY 1-like. The transcript is spliced from 7 exons. The coding region runs from base 375 to 1208 and encodes 277 amino acids. Gene Ontology annotation, biological process: regulation of shoot apical meristem development; abaxial cell fate specification; multicellular organism development. Lineage: Eukaryota; Viridiplantae; Streptophyta; Magnoliopsida; Caryophyllales; Amaranthaceae. Gene Ontology annotation, cellular component: nucleus. The record is from RefSeq and is a predicted model, not a curated record.